Messenger RNA from Notolabrus celidotus (New Zealand spotty), 867 nucleotides. Its product is annotated as voltage-dependent anion-selective channel protein 1. The record is from RefSeq and is a predicted model, not a curated record. Gene Ontology annotation, molecular function: voltage-gated monoatomic anion channel activity. The transcript has 7 exons. Bases 136 to 852 code for a protein of 238 amino acids. Gene Ontology annotation, biological process: monoatomic anion transmembrane transport. Gene Ontology annotation, cellular component: mitochondrial outer membrane. Lineage: Eukaryota; Metazoa; Chordata; Actinopteri; Labriformes; Labridae.
CUUUGGCUGUGACAGGCUGCUGCUGGUUGCGUGACUCUCAGCGUACGUGCCGCCUUCUCUUCCUCUCUCCUCCCUUUGUGACAAACCCCUUCUUCUUCUUCUUCUCCUCGGUCAGGACUGGAACACACAGAGAUCAUGGCUGUACCUCCCACCUACGUCGACCUUGGAAAGUCUGCCAAGGAUGUUUUCACCAAAGGAUACGGUUUUGGGCUCAUCAAGCUGGACUUGAAAACAAAGUCUGAAAAUGGACUGGAGUUCACCAGCACGGGAUCUGCCAACACUGAGACCAGCAAGGUCGCAGGAUCCUUGGAGACCAAGUACAAAUGGGCGGAGCACGGCCUGACCUUCACAGAGAAGUGGAACACCGACAACACCCUGGGGACGGAGAUCACCGUGGAGGACCAGCUGGCUAAGGGGCUGAAGAUGACGUUCGAUUCCUCCUUCUCACCAAACACCGGGAAGAAGAGCGGCAAGAUCAAGACGGGCUACAAGUGCGACCACAUCAACCUCGGCUGUGACGUGAACUACGACAUCAACGGUACGGCCAUUCACGGCGCGGCGGUGGUGGGCUACGAGGGCUGGCUGGCCGGAUACCAGAUGACCUUUGAGGCCGGCAGGAACAGAAUCACCCAGAGCAACUUCGCCGUCGGAUACAAGACCGACGAGUUCCAGCUCCACACGAAUGUAAACGAUGGGACUGAGUUCGGAGGCUCCAUCUACCAGAAGGUGAACGACCAGCUGGAGACAGCCGUCAACCUGGCCUGGACUGCUGGAAACAGCAACACCCGCUUUGGCAUCGCUGCAAAGUACCAGAUUGACCCUGAUGCAUCCUUCUCUGUGAGUAGAGUGUGACUGCAGCAGGAGGAG